Molecule: messenger RNA, 99 nt
Organism: Debaryomyces tyrocola
Lineage: Eukaryota; Fungi; Ascomycota; Pichiomycetes; Serinales; Debaryomycetaceae
Source: the annotation of a GenBank genome assembly
AUGGAUGCAACGAUGGAAUCGGAGGGUAAAUGGUUUACAUCUGAAAGUUUGGUUUUAUUUUCAUGUCCCAAUUGGGUAUUGUCGAUCGUUUGUCUCUAA